Mus caroli (Ryukyu mouse) is the source of this 2464-nucleotide messenger RNA. The record is from RefSeq and is a predicted model, not a curated record. Lineage: Eukaryota; Metazoa; Chordata; Mammalia; Rodentia; Muridae.
CGAGCCAGCUCCACGUUCCAGAGAGAUCGGGUGCUGCCCACUACAGGAGACAGUGCCUGGACCCAGCUGCCACGGCGAGCCCUCUUCCAGACCUCUCCAGGGCUCAAGAGGGCUGCCAGACCAGGCGGGUGACCUCAGCGAGUCUCCUCAACCCCCUUGGGCCUCAGUUUACUCUUCUGAAGAAUGGACGGAGUCCAUAGCUGGCGAGGCCGGUGAGCAGGGCGAGGCCAGGCCCUGCCCGAAAGGACCCCAGAGUCCUUCACCGGCCCCCGAGCUCCAGAGCCCACCAGGCUCUCCUGCUGGCCCCACCAUGACAUCAGAGUCAACAUCACCGCCAGUGGUGCCACCCCUCCACUCCCCCAAGUCCCCCGUCUGGCCCACGUUCCCCUUCCACAGGGAGGGCAGUAGGAUCUGGGAACGUGGUGGUGGCAUCGCUCCUCGGGACCUGCCCAGCCCUCUGCCUACCAAGCGGACCAGGACAUACUCAGCGACAGCUCGAGCCUCGGCCGGCCCCGUGUUCAAGGGCGUCUGUAAGCAGUUCUCCCGCUCCCAGGGCCACGGCUUCAUCACCCCUGAGAAUGGCUCCGAGGACAUCUUCGUGCAUGUUUCUGACAUCGAGGGGGAGUACGUGCCCGUGGAAGGAGACGAGGUGACCUACAAGAUUUGUCCCAUCCCACCCAAGAACCAGAAGUUUCAGGCUGUGGAGGUGGUGCUUACCCAGUUGGCUCCCCACACCCCCCACGAGACAUGGUCUGGCCAGGUUGUGGGAUCCUAGGCAGGUGGGGGUAUCCCCACGAGGAGGCAGGCAGCAGCCAGUCUGUGCCCCCACUGUGCUGCUGACCCAGCCCUUGGGUGUGCUUGUUUGUCUGCCUGUCUGUCUGUGCUUGUGGCUGUGAAUGUGUGCUUCCACCAGUGACCCGUGACUUGUAUGAUCCGGCCUAGGGUUGGAUGGAGUGCAGCUACUAAGCCGUGUUUCUCCUUCCUCCCAACUCUGCCACGUACACACACCUUCUCACCCUCUUGCCCACUAUCUAUACACUGAGUCUCUGUGGGUCUGCGUCAUGUUCUUGAGAACCCAGGGGGACCCCUCUCCUGUGAGCCUGUUCCUUACUGCUGUCUCCGGUACCCGGGCCUGUCUGCUUGUGUUCCUGUCUCCUGUGCUGGACCUGGGUUAUCUACCACAGCCUGGACCCUUCCUCUCACAAGCCAGGCCUCUGAGCACUUUGUAGGGACCUCCUUUAGGGAGGAAGAGGGCAAAACGUGGAGGUUCCUGGCCAAUCCCUGCCAUAACCUGCCCAGUUCAUCUUCCUGUCCCCGCUUGUUUGGUGCCCUGAGGAGAACAUGGCUGCAAGCAGGAGGGAACUUUAGCACUCCUGUUGUGUAGGCCAGUCCUCUCUCCUCAGCUGUCAGAUGAAUUUUGAACCUCACGGAGCUGAGGAAGCCAAGCUCACUCACUCACUCCCUGAGGUGAGGUGGGGACAGGGUUUCCCUCCAGCUUGCUCUUCUACCCGGGAUGCACAAACCCCGCGGAUGCCCUGCCCAUUGCUGGCCAUGACAGCAGCUGAGGAUGCAGCGAUGGACUGACAUGUCACCUCAGGAAAGGCCAGGUCCAGGCACCCAAAGGAUGGGUCCUCAGCCAGGGAGACCACUGGCUUUGCCUCCUCUCACCCAUGAGGUCCUCUUCCCAGAGCGAUGCGAUGGCUCUCAUAAGCCCCUGACAGGUCAGCAGCUGAGGUGGCUCUUAUCUCUCUUGUCCCCAAGUAUGACUGUCCCUCUUCCCUGGAGUCCCUUUGGAGCUGUGUCCCUUCUAGAGAGCCAGUUACUUAACCUUGAGGAUAAGUGAGGUCACAGGCUCAGGAAGGGCCUGGCACAAUAGUGACCUUUAUGAGACCCAGCCCAGAAGUAAAAUGUGGGCACAGAUAGCCAGGAUGAAGGGGUCAGUGGUUGCGAGGUAGCCUUGUAGGCGUUCCAGGACCACAGGGUAGUCACUUGGGGCAUUUGCACCCUAACUUGUCCUAGUACCCUUUGCACAGAGGCCAGCAGCCUAGAGCUGCUAACAAGUGCUGGCCAGUCCUCCACCCUGGGAAGGACCUGUCUGAUACCCCACUGUGAGCUAGGCUUCUCCAGCAAAGCCUAUCCCUGGAGACCGGUCCUCAGCAACCUUGAGGACUGGAGUUCAAAUCUCCAGCAAGCCUGUAACCCAGGACUGUUAUAAAGACACAGGUAGAUCCUUUGACAAGGAACUUGUUGGUUCAGGUGAACCCCAGGGCCACUCAGCCCUCUCUGUUGUGAGCAGGUCCUUAGCAGUCAUCACCUUGAGGCUGCCCGAGUGGUAGGGACAACAGACCUCCUCCCUACUCUUGGGCCCUGCAGCGCCAAGUCAGAAACUUUCCCACUCAGACCCCAGCCACGGAUUCCCCAUCCCUCCUGACACUGGCAAUAAACUCAACUGUGACCCACCCUG